AUGCCUGUGUCCUGGUUUCUUCUGUCUUUGGCACUGGGCCACAGCCCUCAGGUCACCUCCCUGGAGAGGCUUCCAGGGUCUCAGAACUCCGUGUAUUGCUCUCCGGGCCUUUCCUGCCACCUCUGGGAUGGUGACAUGCUCUGCUUGCCCGGGACCCUCGAGCCUGCCCCAGGCCCAGUGCUAGUACCUGCCAGCCUGCAGACAGAACUGGUGCUGAAGUGCCACCAGGAGACUAGCUGUGACCCCUGCGUGCGUGUGGAUGUCCGUUUGGCUGUGCAUGGGCACUGGGAAGAACCUGUAGAUGAAACAUUUAGAGGAGCAGCCGGCCUGGAGCAUGGAGAACCUAGCCACGCUUUUCUGCACUCCCAUGUCGUGCUGUCCUUCCAGGCCUACCCAGCUGCCCGCUGUGUCCUGUUGGAGGUGCAAGUACCAACCUCCCUGGUGCAGCCCCAUAGGCUUGUGGGCUCUGUAGUAUUUGACUGCUUUGAGGCUGCCCUGGGAGAUGAAGUGCAAAUCUGGUCCUAUACUCAGCCCAGAUACCAGAAGGAACUCAACUUCACCCAGCAGUUGCCUGAUUGCAGGGGGCUCGAAGUCCAGGACAGUAUCCAGAGCUGCUGGGCCCAGUCUUGGCUCAGCUUGUCUGCAGAUGGUGACAACGUGCGCCUGGUGCUAGACGUCUCUGAUAAGCAGCGCUUCAGCCUUUCCCUGUACUGGGACCAAGUUCAGGGCCCCCCAAAGCCCAGGUGGCAGAGAAACGUGACUGGGCCCCAAAACGUUACCUUGAACUACACAGAACUGGUCCCCUGCCUCUGCAUUCAGGUGUGGCCCCUGGAACCCGACUCCAUCAGGACAAACCUUUGCCCAUUUGGGAAGGACCCCCGUGCUCACCAGAAUCUAUGGCGUGUCACCCAGCUGCAGUUGCUGCCUCCAUUGAGCUGGCGACUGAGUGCACCAUGUGAGGAGCUUCAGGCAGAGAUGGUGCUGUGCUGGCAGGCACCUCAUGGGGGCCCCUGUCAGCCUCUGGUCCCUCCACUGUCCCGGAAAAAUGUCACUAUCAAUAAGGUCCUGGAUUUGCCCUUGUUGCAAGGCCACCCUAAUCUCUGUGUUCAGGUGAGCAGCUUGGGGAAGUUGCAGCUGGAGAAGUGCCUGUGGACUGACUCGCUGGGGUCCCUCAAGGAUGACAUGUUGCUGGUGGAGAUGCAAGGCCAUCAUGAAAACAGAUCGCUGUGUGCUUUGGAAUCUGGUGGCUGCACCCCACUUCCCAGCAGAGCCUUCACGAGGGCAGCUCGCUUUGGAGAGCAACUACUGAGGGACCUGCAGUCAGGCCAGUGUGAACGGCUGUGGAAUGGCACCUUGGGAGUGCUGUGGGCCUGCCCCAUGGACAAGUACAUUCACAAGCGCUGGGUCCUGGUGUGGUUGGCCUGCAUGCUUUUUUUUGCCGUUCUGCUUCUCCUUUUCCUUCUCAGAAAGAAUCAAGUGAAAGUGACCGUGAGGAGCCGCCGAGCUCUGCUGCUUUACUCUGCGGACGACCGGGCCUUUGAGCGCCUGGUGGGCGCCCUGGCCUCUGCACUGUGCCAGCUGCCACUGCGCGUGGCCGUGGACCUGUGGAGCCGCCAGGACCUGAGCGCGCAGGGUCCUCUAGCCUGGUUCCACGCGCAGCGCCGCCUGACCUUGCAGGAGCGUGGCGUGGUGAUCUUGCUCUUCUCGCCCGGGGCCGUGGCGCGGUGCCGCGAGUGGCUGCAGGCGGGUGCGCCCGCCGGGCGGCGCCCUUCGCACGACGCCUUCACCGCCGGGCUCAGCUGCAUGCUGCCGGACUUCCUGCAGGGUCGCGCGACUGGCCGCUACGUCGGGGCCUGCUUUGACCGGCUGCUGCCCCCGGACACAGUGCCCGCCCUCUUCCACACUGUGCCGGUCUUCUCGCUGCCCGCGCAGUUGCCCGACUUCCUCGAGGCCCUGCAGGGCCCCGGCGUCCCCCGGCCGGGAUCGCUCCGGGACAGGGCAGAGCACGUGGCCCGGGCCCUUCAGCCGGCCCUGGACGGCUGCUUUCGGGCCCCGGGAUACGACCAGCAUCAUCCCUUCCCCCAGGCCCUUUAA
This is a messenger RNA of Elephantulus edwardii (Cape elephant shrew), 2094 nucleotides long. It is a transcript of the gene IL17RC, whose product is annotated as interleukin 17 receptor C. NCBI's taxonomy places the organism in Eukaryota, Metazoa, Chordata, Mammalia, Macroscelidea, Macroscelididae. Bases 1 to 2094 code for a protein of 697 amino acids. The record is from RefSeq and is a predicted model, not a curated record. The transcript is spliced from 19 exons. Gene Ontology annotation, molecular function: interleukin-17 receptor activity.